Lathyrus sativus (Indian pea) is the source of this 378-nucleotide messenger RNA. The record is from the annotation of a GenBank genome assembly. Lineage: Eukaryota; Viridiplantae; Streptophyta; Magnoliopsida; Fabales; Fabaceae.
AUGGCUUCUAAGAUAUUCGUUCUCGCACUCAUCUUUGUAGCCGUUGUUGGUGUGACUAUGGCUGCCGAAGCCCCGGCUUCAUCACCUAAGUCAUCAUCAGCUCCAUCUUCAUCAAAAGGAAAUGCAACCGUAGCACCUGUAGCAGCAACGCCAAAAGUCUCACCGGCUCCUCCCACCGUAUCCGAUUCUCCCGCUGCUUCCCCAGCUGAUGACGAUCAACCCAUUGAUUUUGGCGCUCCUGCGCCCGGCCCUGACAGUGAGUUUGCUGAAGACGAGCCCGCAGCUGCUGAAGAGGAGCCCUCAAUCCCCGCCAAUGGAGCUUCUUCUCUUAAAGUAUCGGCUGCUGUUGCCGUUGUUGCAGCUGCCUUCUUUUUUUAA